AUGGGGAAGUCUUGGAAGGAAACAAGGCUGAGGUUGUAUGAUCGUUUUUAUGAGCCAACAUUCACGACUGAACAAAAUCUUGAGAAUCGCCCGCCGGGAAUUGAUCGAGAGCAUUGGAGAUGGUUCCUUGACUAUCGCGCUGAAGCUGAGACGAAGGAGAAGUGCAGGAAAAACGCGGUCAAUCGAUCAAAACAACAAUAUAUCCACAUUGGCGGUUCAAAAAGCUUCGCAAGGCAGAUGGAAGAAGAAGUUUUCGGAAAAGAGAAACCGGGUAGAGUAUGUAGUGUGGGUUUUGGACCGGCUCUUAGUCAACUCUUCGGUCCGAAUUCACAUGUGCCUAACAACAGAGUCCAACUAGAGGAGACUCAAAGGAAGCUGCUUGAACUGCAGGAAGAGUUGGAAGGAGAGAAGUUGAAGAGGAAGGCGAUGGAGGACGAGGCAUCAACAUAG
Messenger RNA from Arachis duranensis, 450 nucleotides. RefSeq lists its product as uncharacterized. Bases 1 to 450 code for a protein of 149 amino acids. NCBI's taxonomy places the organism in Eukaryota, Viridiplantae, Streptophyta, Magnoliopsida, Fabales, Fabaceae. The transcript is spliced from 3 exons. The record is from RefSeq and is a predicted model, not a curated record.